Messenger RNA from Adineta steineri, 2010 nucleotides. The record is from the annotation of a GenBank genome assembly. NCBI's taxonomy places the organism in Eukaryota, Metazoa, Rotifera, Eurotatoria, Adinetida, Adinetidae.
AUGCUUGCUGGUAUACUCGUCGACGUGUCCGGUUCUAUGAAGAACAGUCUUCAAUUGCAUGUUCAACCGACUAAUCAAGACGUAACUCGUGCUCAGUCAAUUUUUACCACUAUUAUGAAUAUAGUGGGAGGUGAAGUGAGCUCUCAAAAGGACCAUGAUGUGUUCGUUUUAGCUUUUGGAUUACAAGACAUCGCUACAUGUGACUUACUUGCUUUGUUAGAUUAUAUUCAAACAAUAGAUCUGAAAAGUGAUGGUAAAGGUCACGAAAAUCUCAUCCGGUUGUUGGCAAGUAAUGGAGCACCAUAUGCUGAUCAAUACGUAAGAAAAUACGUUUCAGAAAGACAAGCACAGUUUCUGUUCAAGUUUUAUUCACAAAAUGAAAACCGUGAUCUGUUAGCUGAUGUUGUACAGAAAUUACCGUCAGUUUGCACAGAGAAUAGUGUGAAAUCCAAGGCAAUCAACGGUGGUAUUUUCGUAUUGAAUUUCUUCAAUGCUCCGCUUGUGGAUUGGAUGGAAGACAGGCAGACCAAAGAAAAAAUUGAAGACGCAAUGAAAUAUGCUAAAGAUGUCAUACGUCAAAGAUCUUUGCCAAAAUUAAAAACGAUGGAACAACCACGAAGUAAGACCUUCCAAUCUACCAUGAAUCUGUUAAAGCAGGUAACUGGCACAUGGACAAACCCAUCCAAAACGCAGUCAACAUUUACAUCUGCCCAGCUAUCAGCGUUAGUUGAUUCCAUUGAACCCUUCAUUUAUGGAGAGACUCCAAUGUGUAAAGCUAUACAGUCUGCGGUCAAUACAUAUUAUUCUAGUAGCCAUGAACAGAAAGUUCUAUUUCUACUGUCGGAUGGAGAAUCGACAGACGGGAAUCCUGUACAAUUCGCUUCAAAACUACAUGAUCAAAACGUGCUUGUUUUCGCUUGCUUAUUAACUUCGCAAAGCAUCUCAUAUCCACGACGAUUAUAUUAUAAAGCUGAUCCUAACUGGAGUCAAGCUCAAAAACAAAUGUUUGAACUCAGUUCUACAGUCGAAAACUGUCAUUCAGCAAUGUCGAUCCUUCUGGAACAAGGUUGGGAAUUGCCUGCCGAUGGUCAUAGCCGUAUUUUCAUUCAAGCAAAUCAUCCUGAUGUGAUUAAAGAAUUUUCAAACUUAAUGAAUGAUAUUUCCGAACAUAAUGAUGUUUUACUGAAUUUAGUCGGCCGUGCCUCGUUAGAUAUGUACAUCAAUGCUGCCAAUUCAAGUUUCAACGUAACAGAACAAUCAGGUGGUACUUGUUAUGCUCAUGCUGUUGCCACUGUAUGUCAUUUGGCAAUGCGUCGAAUUGAAGGUCGGGAAAAUGGGGUACCUGACUUUGAUAUUAUCCUUCAACAGCUGAUCCAUGCAUAUGGUACAGAAGGGGCAAAUACUGAAAAUGUUCUAAAUGUCUGGGCUCCCAGACAUCGUUUACAUUACAAGAAAGUAGAUGAACUCGGUGCACGACAGGCAAUUAAUCGACGACGACCAGUUGUCGCGACAUUUCAAUUAGAUGAUCAACAAUGGACUGCUUUUUCGAUGUUUUACAAGAAUCAUCCGCAAGGUGUAUUGGAAAGUCAAAACUUAGGCGCCAGAUCUGGAUCAAAACUAUCUGGACAUGCUGUUGUGCUGAUGAAAUGUGAUCCGACCAGUUUAACAUUCAUUAACUCAUGGGGCACUGGGUUUGCAGACAAAGGUUUUUUCCGAGUUCGAAAUCAAGCGGUAUUAAAUCUACAGUUUUAUGAUGUUUAUUGGACUUUAAAUGAUUUGACGGCAAGUGAAAUUCAAGCAUUUGAAAUGAAGAGCAGUGAAAAAGUACGAAAUCUGAUAGAAAAUUUACCACCAGGUAUUAAAAAUUUACCUUAUGAAUGUCCUAAUUGUCAUCAAUAUUCUGUCGUACAUACAUACAUAAUACAUUUCUCGGAUGCAGAAUGCCCUAAAUGCCAUCAACGUUUCAAACCAACUCCAUCCGGACUCAACGUCACUGGCUAUACACAUUAA